GGGGCAUAUGUGACACUUUACAAUCCUGAAUCUUCGUAGAAGAGAGUAAAUGUCAACGUGACAGCUUAUUGACCUUCUCUUGAGCAUAAACUAGCAGCAGUGGAACCUUAUAAUCGAUAUUGUGGCUAAUAAGCUGCAUAGCUCGGCUGUUCGUCUCCCGGUGCCUGCAAUCUUCUCGAGGAGCGUCGACCAGCAGAUCUGCUGGCUAUCUUCAGCCGCACCUUCCCUCAGGACUUUCAACGCGUCGCUUCAACCACGUCGAUUGCAGGAAGGAACGUCCCAAGAAUCAUCACUGUUGUCGUCUGCUUUUUCACUUCAUUCAAUCAAUUGUCACGACCAGUUUUACCCUACAACAUAACCCCUCCACCUCAAUACACCCCAGUUUCUUCUAGCUGCCAUUAUCCCCUCAUGGCGACCUCACCCCCUCCGACCCGAGUCGCGACCACGAGGACAUCCUCAGGAGAGGACACCUGGGACGGUGACCCAUCCGGCGCAUCGGGCCUGUUACUCGAACGACUCCGAGCAUGGAAGCACAUGUGCGGUUACCUUGAGAACUACGUCUCUGCCGUGGCUAAAGAUCAACAUGUACGGUCCAAGGAUCAGGAGAAGAUCCUCAAGACACUGUCAGACCCUUUGAAGGAGGCACACCAUUUCGAUACUGCCCUCGGAGGCAUUGUUGGCUUGAUUGACAACCUCCGUUCCAACACCAACUCCCAGAGCAUGCUCUACGAAGAGACCUCCAGGAAUCUGACUGCUCAGGUCCUGCCCGUGCUUGAGCGUCUCCAUGUCGAAAUCAAGAACAAGAAGAAAGAACUCGCAGGCGGUGCAGGGAAGGGAUCCAAGGCUGUGGACCAGGCUCGCGCCACCACACAGAAACAUAUCGAGUUACUUGCUCACAAUGCUGCUGCCUUCGACUCCUCAGGUGGUAAAGUAUCGGCGAAUCAUGACCCUUAUGUGCUUCGUCGAGGCAUCCUGUAUCGCCUCAACAGACAGAUCCUCGAGGAGAACAAUAACCGGCAAGACUUGAUUGCUGUUCAAGCCUCCUUUGCUCAAUUCGAAUCCCACGUUGUAACCACGGUUCAAAGUGCGAUCAACGCAUACAACCAGUUCAUGAGUGGCCAGUCUGAUCGAAUCAAGGCCAUGUAUGGGGAUAUUGCCUCCACUGCUAGCAACAUCCCGCUUGAUUUUGAGUGGAACGGUUUCAUCUCAAGGAAUCAACAGACCUUGGUAAAUCCCAAUGCUCCAGCGAAGACCAUGGACGGCGUUACUUUCCCCAAUGAGACACAUCGUGCCACCAAAGCACUCAUCGAAGGCUCCCUUGAGCGCAAGUCACGGGGAAUGGGUGCUCUGAAGGGAUACAGUAGCGGGUAUUAUGCUGUCUCCCCUGCAGGCUAUCUCCAUGAAUAUCGUGACAAUGACAAUUACCACAAAGACCCGACCCCCGAUUUAUCUUUAAACCUGGCUGACGCCAUCGUUGGAGCCACGGAUGGCCUCAAAUUCACGGUCAAAGCCAAAGACUCAUCAGGGAGCAAGUUUGGACAGAAGCUGGCAAUGACCUCGGACUUUCAGUUCAAGGCACACACUCAUGCAGAUGCCGAGCAGUGGCGUUCAAUCAUCGCCAGCUUUGCAACAUCUUCGAAUAGUAUUCCUACAAGCCCCACCGAAAGUCGAAACGUGACACCGAUUACGACCAGAAUGGAGGAGUCACAGCAGACGGGAGUUACGAGCGGACCCACGAGUGCCACGUCUCCCUUGACCGGCAAAGUCUCCACAUGACCUGCUGCUGGACCAUAUCAUGGAGCCCCUGCGACGACGCCCCUGGAAGAAAGAAGAUUUGUGAGCAGGUGAGAACGAAAGAGGCGGAUUGACCGUAUUUUUCUCGGUGGGCGAUAUUCUAUGAUUGAACCAAGAGUUGUUUCUUGAUUGAUAUUCAUUCGUCCAACAGAGCUAUGUAUUUAUUUCAUGCAGGGAUUAAUAGCCCUUGUAACUACUUGCCAUUGACGACGACCAAUUCAUUUCCUAAGUUGUCACCGUCCAAGACGCCCGAGAAACCCACUAGGCCACUGCUCGGAGGACUGAACUGCCUUAACUCGACGCCUGCCUCUUUCAAGACCCUUCGACUCGCAUCGUCCAUGUUGUAACUCUGACUAAAGACCACCUCCUUGACACCAACCUGCGCA
Exophiala mesophila is the source of this 2180-nucleotide messenger RNA. RefSeq lists its product as uncharacterized. The transcript has 2 exons. Lineage: Eukaryota; Fungi; Ascomycota; Eurotiomycetes; Chaetothyriales; Herpotrichiellaceae. Bases 409 to 1776 code for a protein of 455 amino acids. The record is from RefSeq and is a predicted model, not a curated record.